GAUCAGUAAAUUGUUAAAACAAGCAGUUUUCAAAAUACUAAACUUGAUUUGACUUGUUCGUGAUGAUGGUGUUUUUCUAUUUUAUUUAUUCAAUUAUUUAUUUAUACUGCAGUCACUGAUGCAGUAGUACUGCCAAUGUCACCAACUCAAAUAUCUGUCAAAUCCUUUUAGGUUAAGUUCAAGUCAUUUGAAGGCUUAAAACACGUGUUGUAAACAAAUUUGCAACAAUGGGCAAAGCAAAGCGUCUGAAACCGUCUCAAAUGGGCGCGAAGGUGCCUCUAGAUCAAGAUAUUGAAGGUGCAAAAUUCGCCAAAUCGAAAAACCGCAACAAAAUUCGCCUGAGGCAAGACGACGAAGAACAAUUUGUUGACUCGAAUCUUUCGAGGAAAAUUCUCACAGCCGCCCGAGAGCAGCAACGUGAAUUAGACUCAAGUUUCGGCCCCACGCCAUCUGAGGCAAGUUCAAGCAAGUUUAAAGUGUCCAAAUUGAGCGAUGACGACUCCGAACCUGAAGAAGAAGAAGACACCCUUGAACCGGACACGUUUUACGAAAACAUUGACAUUAAUGAAGAAGAUGAGAAAGCUUUGGAGAAGUUCAUGAGUAGUAAUCUGGCCCCCAGGAGGACUUUGGGGGACAUUUUAGCUGAGAAACUUACAGAAGUUAAGACUCAUUUCAGCGACGAGGGCUCAGUGAAGAUGCAGGAAUUGGAUCCACGGGUAGAACAAAUGUAUCAAGGGGUUAGGGAUGUUUUGAGAAAAUACAGAAGCGGAAAGUUGCCUAAAGCGUUUAAAAUCAUCCCCAAUUUGCGGAAUUGGGAACAGAUUUUAUACAUCACUGAUCCUCCAAGUUGGUCAGCCGCUGCCAUGUACCAAGCUACACGUAUCUUCGCUUCAAAUCUCAAGGAAAAAAUGGCUCAGAGGUUCUACAAUCUGGUUUUACUUCCCCGAAUUCGUGACGAUUUGGCCGAAUAUAAAAGAUUAAACUUCCAUUUAUACCAAGCUUUGAGGAAAUCUCUGUUCAAACCUGGGGGCUUUAUGAAGGGGAUUCUACUACCACUGCUUGAAAGUGGCGAUUGUACACUUAGAGAGGCCAUCAUAAUCGGCUCUGUUGUCGCUAGAAACUCAAUCCCUAUCUUGCAUUCAUCAGCAGCGAUUUUGAAAAUUGCAGAAAUGGAUUACACUGGCGCAAAUUCGAUUUUUUUGCGAAUCUUCUUUGAUAAGAGAUACGCUUUGCCGUAUCGCGUCGUGGACGCGGUAGUAUUUCAUUUUUUGAGAUUUGAACGAGAUUCUAGGGAAUUACCCGUUCUGUGGCAUCAGGCUUUUCUCACUUUUGUUCAAAGAUACAAAGCUGAUAUUUCAAGCGAGCAAAGAGAUAGGUUAUUAGAGUUAUUGAAGAAACAGAGUCAUCAUGCGAUAACACCUGAAAUCAGAAGAGAGCUUCAAAAUGCGAAAUGUCGAGACGCUGAAACUGCUGAGCCUAAAAUGGACUUUGACUAAAAUAAUAGUUACAUAAUUGUGAUAAUUAUAUUCAAAAAAAUCGGUUACAAGACUAUUAAUAAAAACUUGGAAAAUUA
This is a messenger RNA of Tribolium madens (black flour beetle), 1573 nucleotides long. RefSeq names its product bystin. The transcript is spliced from 3 exons. Gene Ontology annotation, molecular function: snoRNA binding. The coding region runs from base 228 to 1496 and encodes 422 amino acids. Lineage: Eukaryota; Metazoa; Arthropoda; Insecta; Coleoptera; Tenebrionidae. Gene Ontology annotation, biological process: rRNA processing. The record is from RefSeq and is a predicted model, not a curated record. Gene Ontology annotation, cellular component: preribosome, small subunit precursor; cytoplasm; nucleolus.